CUUCUGUUAACUCAGUGUCAGUGCUGUACAAGAGGCGGCAACCAAAAAUAACAUCCGCAUUCCACGUUGUGUACAUGGGAACAAAAGGAACAUCAAAAGGAAAUCCUGAUCGCGUGAAUGUAAGCAGUGGAUAUAAACAAAUAGCGAAUUAUUAGAGCAGGUUUGUUUCCUUGCGUAGGACGCACGAUGAUUAUAUAUGCGAUUCCACUGCCAACGACAAGGGAAAUGUUUUGAUGAGCAGGCAGAAACAUCAUAGACCCCUUUGAGAGCGAACGCGAGCACUGGUGUCCUUGUGUAGCAUCAUAGAUGAUACGCUUUGCAUUGCGAAGUGCAAGGGUGUGCGUCAUUGUUUCACGAUUUGUCAGAACACCAAGACAUGGCGAUUUUCCGAUUAGAACUUCCAGGGUGAAAAAGAAAGACAGGAGGCACAAGAAAGCAGAUAAAACCAGCAAGAACGUCAAAAUUCUGAUCGAAGCGGAACGAUAAGUAAAAGCUGUGUGAACAAAUACAAGGAAGAUGUUUUCACCAUCAAUGAAUCAUCGCGAGUUAAGCCCGGAGGAGGCACUGGACAAGGGGGUCUUGGAGGCCAGCAAGGCGCACCAAUCUCCGUGCGCGGAGAAGGGGAAGAUCUUCUCGCAUGCGGAUGCCUUGGGUUUGACGGCUUCGGAGCGGCGCUUGGUGUAUCGACAGCAGGAGCUGUAUGGAACCAAGUGUCAGGUGGGAUGAAAAAAUUGUCAGAAAAAUGGAAAAAACAUAAAAUAUUAUAGGUUUGUUACAAACCCAUAAUGCCCAAGCAGCUGGAAUAUCGAUUCUAUUACAAAUUGUAACAGAAUCGAUAUUUUUCCAAUUUCAGCUGCUCGGGCAUUUCUAAGCGGCGCCUGACAAAUGUUGCAGACACUUAGAGCCAACCUUUCCUACUUUUCUGGGCAGCUUGAACUUUGUUUUGUCAUCCCGGCCUGACUGCAGUAAUUUUCUGUAUGCAAGGCUUUUUCCAAUCGGCAUCGGCUCCGCUUGUCUUCUUUGCAAGAAUAAAGACACUUGUUCAAAGCUCAUGUUAGAGUGCCUAGCACAAUUUCACUUUUUUCUUGGACGAUAACUACUUCCCACCUGGCACAACUGCCAGCCGAAUAAGCCGCCGCUGGAACAACAAGAGCCGCCUUCAACGACCGACGCCGAGCAGCUGAAUACCAAACAGCCGGAUGUGGGCGGAAACAAGAGCAGUGGCGCUGCCGGGGCCGCGACGGGGAGUGCCACCGCCGCGCCGCGCCUGAACGCGGCGUACUUGGCGACGUUGAAGCCGCCGUGCGUGUCCAUGCCGCAGCCCGUGUCGCAGGUGUACCUGCAGCAGCUUGUCGACCACAAGGAACGGGAGCACCAGCUGGCGCUGGCGCGGGACCGCGAAAUGGUAGAGCAGGCGCUCGCGGGGCGGAGCUGGGAGGAGGUGGCUUUGGAAAACCCGGUAGACCCCCUGCUCGGCAGCAAAAUUGCCCAGCAGUUAUGCAUUGCAAAUAUGUCAUCUGGGUCUGGAAGAUUCCGAGAUUUGUCAUGCAGUUUUUCCAAGCUCCGCCAAGUCUGGAAUGCAGCGAGUAGCAUCACAGGUUCUGCAGCCCCUUGCGGAUUCCUAUUCUGCAUGAGAAAUGCCCUUUCAGCAGGGCCAGAAGUGGGGACCUUUUGCAAGUCAUACAACACAGAUUUUUGUAUGAUCCGCAACACGCAUCACAAGUUCGCAUUCUUCCAGGCGCAGUCAUAUUUGCAUUUGAUAGCAGUACUGGCUGGACGAGUACGGGUCGCUCCAUCCCCCCGUGACCCGCACCCUCGAGCGGAAACGGGACCAGAAGCUCCAGGAGAAGCUCGCCUGGCAAGAAGCGCAGGCGGGCUGGCGAGAAGCGCAGGCGGGCCUGGCCGCCGAGAGUGGCGCCAAGAUGAACGCGUUCCUCGGGGGGCUUAGUACAACUAAUCCGAAUGCUAACAUCAUUAACCAGCAGGUGCCACCAGUGCCCGAGAAGGAGAACGUCGUCAAUUCGUCCUUCGCGGUCGGUCAUGGCCCGAUGAUCCACAACCCAUUGGCAGGACGAAGCCGUCCGGCGCCGUACGCGGGCGGAAAAAGCGACGCGAUCGUUCCGGGGGCGCGGCCGCGCAACGCUAAGGAGCUCCCGCCCACGCGGAGGCAUGACAAAUUGCCGGUCUUGCGAGAAGAGGAACGACCAGGAGAGCAGCCAGUACUCUCGGAGGACGAGGAAGAGGAAUUGCUGUGGCCACCGGACCCGAAGAGACAGUCGAAGUAUCAAAAUCACAUUCGGAAGUACAACGCACCGAUGAUGAUAGAUUCACCGCCUGCUUCCCCUCGUGCUGGGGGAGAGUUUGGAGGGAAUAAUAUUUCCUCAGAACAGCGCGAUUUGCUGAGCGAUGAUCCACCUGCUCGCGGGAAAGACCGUACUAAACCGCUCCUUCCCGCCGUCGAGAAAAAUCCGAAACCCAAGAGCGGCGCCGCUGCGACCGCGGCGGCGAAGAAAAAGGCUGCUGCCGAGUCGGCGAAGAUGAAACCGGCUGCUCCCGAGGCGGAGAAAAAGGCGGCUCCUGCUGCGACAGCAAAAAAGUCUACUACUGGUGCUGCUGCGAAAAAGAGGGCCGGUGCUGAGACGGCGAAAAAAGCGGUUACUGCUGCGACGACAAGAAAGACCGCGACGGCGAAGAAGGAGCCUGGUAGUACCGCAGCGGUGAAAAAAGCCACUCUGAAUGCCGGGACUUCCUCGAUGAAGAAGGCGGCUACGAUCGCCGAGACAAAAAAAAAGCCCACUGGUGCGGGGGCCGCGAAGAAGACUGCUGCUGUGGCUCAGAAUGCCAAGAAGAACGGCGCGGUAGAGGGGGCUGCGAAGCACAAGGAGAGCGCGGAAGCUAAGACUGUGACGAACACUAAAGCACCGGCGGGACCCGCGCCCAAAGCCAAGGCAAAAGUCGCGAGAGCCGCGCCGGCGUCGACCAGCAAAUCCAUGAAAAAGGACCCUCAACAGUCUGCGCCGAGGAGCAAGCCCGUGCAGAAGCAAGGACAGAAGCCGAAAGCUGCUCCGAAGGCAGUGAUGAAAAAGGAGAACAAGUGAAACUUGAAAAAAAUAUUGCAGUGGCACAGAACAAUAUUAGGCCGUCGAAGCGGAUGCAAGGACUUCGCGUAUUUGAUCGGUAGCGAGAGCGACACUGUCCGUUCGCUGCAGAAAUUUUGGCGACUAUAUUUUGCUUUUUCUUCUUCAUCUUUAAAAAGCUGUUACACAGACAAGAAAAAUGUGUGCAACGUCCUCGCUGAGUGCGAGUACGCUUCUUAUGUGGUAAAUAAGCAUAGACUUCAGUUGUACUUGAUCUUCGACUCUUCCAAAGUGGGGGUCUCGAUUCGGAACAAAAUAU
This is a messenger RNA of Amoebophrya sp. A120, 3396 nucleotides long. NCBI's taxonomy places the organism in Eukaryota, Dinophyceae, Syndiniales, Amoebophryaceae. The record is from the annotation of a GenBank genome assembly.